Messenger RNA from Solenopsis invicta (red fire ant), 2894 nucleotides. Its product is annotated as gonadotropin-releasing hormone receptor. NCBI's taxonomy places the organism in Eukaryota, Metazoa, Arthropoda, Insecta, Hymenoptera, Formicidae. Gene Ontology annotation, molecular function: corazonin receptor activity. The record is from RefSeq and is a predicted model, not a curated record. Gene Ontology annotation, cellular component: membrane. The coding region runs from base 272 to 1582 and encodes 436 amino acids. The transcript has 6 exons. Gene Ontology annotation, biological process: neuropeptide signaling pathway.
UCUUUGUUGUAAACAUGUGUCGUGUGUUUGUCGUGGAAACACGUGUUUCUUUCUUUGAGUAACUCUCACGCGUGAUUAGUAGUGACUAAUAGUAAUUGACGAUAGUGAUUUGUAUAAAAGCAAUGUGUUAAUACUUUUCAAUCAAAAGAAUGAUUGCGGUCAACGUGACAACAAGUAAUGUGAUUUAAAAAGAAAAGAGGAAAAUCUCGAGUUUAAUAUGGAUAUUCUAUCUUUGUGAAGAUAAAGACUAAACGCUGUGCAGGAUCAUAAAAUGGAGGAGGUGUUUGACCGUAGACAUCGGAUCUCCGAUGAACCGGAAACAUCGCCCAUGUACGAGAAGCCGAGAACCAUGAAGCCAUCGACGAUCAGUAGCAGCAACAGCAUCGACUCGUCAAGCGUCACCAAUCUCUCGUUUCCUUUUCCGAAUCCCUGCGAGAAUCUCACCGAUUUCAUCAACCUUGAUGUGUUCGCUGAACGAUCGACCGGAUAUGAAUGGGGUACCAACUUCACGUGUCUGGAACACGCGCCAAAAUUGACCAGGGCGGUAUAUAUCAAAGUCAUCGUAUUGACAGUUAUGUCGGUUCUAAGUCUAGUCGGCAACUUGGCAACGAUAUACUCGAUCACGAAGAACCGUCGCAAGAAUCGUGGCUGCUCGACUGUCUACACCCUGAUCCUCCACCUGUCGGUGGCCGAUCUGCUGGUCACCGUUUUCUGCCUCGCCGGCGAGGCAAUCUGGAGCUACAACGUUGCGUGGUUGUGGGGCAAUGCCGCGUGCAAAUGCUUCAAGUUCCUACAAUUGUUCAGCUUGUACCUUAGUACCUUUGUGCUUGUGCUGAUUGGUGUCGACCGAUUUGUCGCGGUGCGAUAUCCCAUGAAGGGCCUCAAUUCGUCUCAGAAGUGCUCGCGAUACGUCGCUUUCACUUGGCUGCUGGCUCUUGUAUUCGCCACUCCACAGAUUGCGGUAUUUCAUGUUGCGCAAGGACCAUUCGUUGACGAAUUUACGCAAUGCGUGACAUACGGUGUUUACACUGAGCCCUGGCAGGAACAGCUCUACGGAGGUUUCAGCCUAUUCUUGAUGUUCAUCCUGCCAUUAGCAAUAUUAAUCACCACACACGUAUCCACGGUGCUCACUAUCUCUCGAAGUCAGAAAAGUUUCAAAACAGAACAAAUGAUGACAUACAGAAACAGCGACUUAAAUAGGAGAAGACUGAUGAGCCGGGCGAAAACGAAAUCUCUACGCAUCAGCGUCGUCAUAGUAGCGGCAUUUCUUAUCUGUUGGACGCCGUACUACACAAUGAUGAUAAUUUUCUUGUUUAUGAACCCGGACGAUCACCUCAGCGAGGAGCUACAGAAAGGAAUAUUUUUCUUCGGAAUGAGCAACAGCUUGAUAAAUCCUGUGAUAUAUGGCGCGUUUCAUCUUUGGCCGCAGAAACAACGGCAGAGGCAUGGCUCUUCUUAUAGAUCUGAGAAUUCAAUGAGUCAUCGAAACAACGUGAAGAGACGCGAAACGAAAAUGCCGCUCCUCUCUUAUCAGGAUAGUAGCAACAAAGUGAUUGUAGAUACACAGCAACAUCAAAUAUAAUAAUUUUUUAUAAAAUUUGUGUUAUAUUUUACGUUAAAGCGACGUUGUGUAACAAGAAGUAAUACCGUAAUAUAAAAAGAAAAAAUACUAGGCAAAAGCAAAAGAUAAGAAAGAAAGCAUUGCUGUACUUUUCUUUCUAAAUGUUGUUCCUAUAGUUAAAAAUUUUUGUAAGUGAGAAUUAUUAUUUUUAUUUAUUUGAAAAAAAGAAACUUAAAUAUGUAAGUAAAUUUACUUAUUUCACUGUAUUAGAGAAAUGUUAAUAAAAAUCUAUAGAAAUGUUAGGUUAAUUUUUAAAUUAAAGCGUUAAAAAUAUUCGCACGUGUUGAUUUAGAUCUAGAGAUGGAAACACUUAAGCUCGCGAGCCGGAUUUUGGAUAGGCCUGCAGUAGAUUAAUAUUUAUAGUAGAUGGUAGAAUUUCAUAAUUUUAACCUAAAAAAGCUUUAUCAAAUAAAUUAAAAAACACGUAAUAAGUACAAUAAAUAUCAACAUUUAAAAAGAAUUGUAUUUUAGCUUUUAAAAAUUCAAUCAUUGCAUGUUGGUUGAAUUAAAACGUUAACGCAUAUUCUUAUCAUAUGACGCUUAUAUGUUAAUACGCAUUAAUCCAUACGCAUUAAUCCGCUCUAAGAAAAAAUAAAUAAAUGUAAUAUUCUCCAGCUGCAUUACCGCUAAAGAAUGUGCCUACAAAUUCAUAAAGUUAUGCAUACAUUGCUACUGGUUUUUUACAUACAUGCUGUACGCAUGUACAUUACUUAUUAAUUACUCUACGUAUUAUCUUGAGACGAAAUUGCACUAUACAUUAUAACAAUGUAUAGGGUGUCCGAUAAUGACCGCCGCACCUUUCAUAAACUGAUUGAGUAAGUCAAAUUGAGUAAAAAAGUCCUUUACCAAAAUUUUACAAAUUUUACAAAAUUCCGAGGGGCACGGCAAGUUUAAAGAGUAAAACAAGCAAUUGCAAUCGACUCCCAAUGAUUCCAAUUAAUCCAUGUCUUGAGCAUUGUAACAAUAUUAAAACCGAAGGUUACAUUAACAAAAUUAAAGAAAGAAAACUGCGAGUGGAAACGCAAUUAUUUCAACCAGCGUGUAAUUAAAAUUAAACUAGGAAAGGCUCUGAAAAAAGUAAAUCAGAAUAUGAAUUAAUGCUGAUGAAGAGCCAAGAUAAGACAUUCAUGUACGAAUUAAUAUAAUUAACAAGCAAUUAUUAUUACAGACGUUUUAAUCCUCAGUUUUGGAUCAUAUGCAGUGUAAAAUUAAUACUUCAUUUCACAUGAUGAUUGAUAAUCAAGCUCGUGUAGCGCAGGUACAAAAAUUGUCA